This is a messenger RNA of Micropterus dolomieu (smallmouth bass), 894 nucleotides long. Its product is annotated as cell death-inducing p53-target protein 1 homolog. The transcript is spliced from 4 exons. Gene Ontology annotation, molecular function: zinc ion binding. Lineage: Eukaryota; Metazoa; Chordata; Actinopteri; Centrarchiformes; Centrarchidae. The coding region runs from base 96 to 635 and encodes 179 amino acids. The record is from RefSeq and is a predicted model, not a curated record.
CAGCGUUAUGUCAAUCAACAACCCUGCACAACCUUUAGAAAUGGCUCACACUGGACUCCCCGCAGAGACGCAGCAGUGCCGUUAAAUGUCCUACGAUGAUCUGGAUCUGGAACACAAAGUGCUGGGCUCUGGGGGCCCAGAUUCAGCAGCAGCUGCUGCCAGAGCUCCACUGUGACAUUUACCUCGUGGAGAUUCACCUCACACCUUGUGGUCCCCCUCUCCAGACCAGUCCCCAGUCUCCUCCUCCCUACGCUGCACAGGCCCCGCCCCCACUGCAGCCUUUCCAGCAGGCUCCUCUUCAACAGGUCCAGUACCAGGCUCAACAGGGUCCCGUGAUCCAAAUGACUCCUCAGCCAGUGCAAAUGAGCCAACCGCAGCCCGUCCAGGUAAUGAUUUGUUCUGGGGACCUGGGUGAUGUCCCCACCGUGACCACCUGCAAGAACUGUGGACAGCGGAUCGAAACCAGGGUGGUGUAUCAAAGUGGGAUCUUGGCCUGGAUAAUCUGUGGACUCUGCCUUGUGUUCGGGCUGUGGUGCGGCUGCUGUGUCAUCCCCUUCUUUGUGGACAGAUGCAAAGAUGCUCAUCAUUACUGCAGCAAAUGCAACGUCAGCCUCGGUAUCCACAAGAGGAUGUAGUGGUCAACACACACACGUUGUUCAUUCUCCAGAUAUUAAGGCAACAUGAUGUUUCUGUUGGGAUAAUCAAUUUCAGCUAAAUAAGUAAAUGAAAAUCACCUGAUGGUGACUGGCUUUGGGAGAAACAGAUGAUCACACCUGUCUUUGACCAGGAGGGCUCACAGCACACCUGGAAACCUCUUCAGCACUUCUGUGCAGCUGCUGCUUCUUUCAUGUUCUUCUCUGUUUUCUCCUUUAAUAAAUCAAGCUAAAGACAGCA